AUGGUCAAUUUCACUCAGCUCGCAGCUUUGACUGCUAGUGCGAUCGGCGUUAGAGCUGGCUUUGCCAACUCGACAACUCCACAGAUUUCCGAUCUAAAGAUUGCUGACAUGGACACAGGUACUUCCGACAUUGUAGGCACCUACGAUACCGCUUUUGUCGAGUUGACCGUGAAGGCUACUGAGUUGGGCGCGUGCUGGUUCCAGCUUCCACCCAACUACGUCACGUACCCCCAGGACACUCCUUACAACUGGGACUACGGUAUUGUCAACAACUAUGGUGACAAUAACAUCACCAUUGAUAUCACCAAAGUUCCAGAAAGUGGUGAGGCCAAAUUUGGUAUCGAAGUGUAUUUCACCACAGAGGUUCAAAACGCUAUCCAGAAGCCUGGCAAAGACUCUGUUGUCGUUGAGACCUCUAACGGCAGCAUGUCUAUUGACCUCAACUACAUCGACGUGCCUUUGUAUGAGCCAUCUGUUCACACUGAUCUAACUCAAAGCAGAAUCAUCUACGAUGUCUACGUCCCAGCCUCCAUGAUCACCAGCAACACAUCGGUCACGGCCCACAGCUUCGACGGUCGCAAGUUCGACUCAUCCUUGUGCGCUGUUUACGACGUCACUCAGGCAAAGACUUUCGAUCCUUAUGAAGACCUAAACCUCGUUAGCCCAGACUUCGAGCCUUAUUCCUGGGACGGCUUCUCCAAUGAAUCUGACAUCUACUUCCCUUACCGUACUACCCCAAUCGUGGGCGCUAAGUGGGUUAUGUUCAAGUUCUUUGCUGAUGUUCCAGAAGGUCUUCAAUACUACACCCAAGAUAUCACCGUGAACAUCGACGGCGAAGAGACUACCAUCACCACCCACACAUACUCCAAGUACUACCCUCGUCACAUCGAGGAGCCUGACUACAAGUUCGGUGGCGCAAGCGACAUGGGCAACGGCAACAGCAUCACCUCUUAUUCUGAGAGCACAACUGCUGUUGCGACUGCUUCUCUGUCCUCUGCCUCUUCCAACGGCACUGCUGUGUUUACCGGAGCUACCACUGCCACUGGCUUUUCAAAUGGCACUGUCACCAUGACUGGCUCCGCUUCUUCGACUGCUUCCGCCGCUGGCCAAGCUUCUGCUUCCGCCUCUGGCCAAGCUUCUACUUCCGCCUCUGGCCAAUCUUCUGCUUCCGCCUCUGGCCAAGCUUCUGCUUCUGGUUUUGUCAACGGUACCACUUCUGUGACCGGCACAGGCUCUGCCACCACCACUACUGCUAACAUUCUGUCCACCACUGUCAUCACCACAUGUCCUACCUGUGAAGUGAAGGCCACCACCGUUGGUGUUUCCACCGCUACCGUGACCAAGAACGGUAUUGUGACCGCCUACACCACCUACUGCCCACUAUCUGCCGAGACCGGUGCUCACACCGUCUCUCAAGGUACCACCUACGCACCAUCUGUGGUGAUCUCCGAGGUCGAGUCUGGCAUCUACACUGCAUACACCACCUACUGCCCAUACCCUGAAAACAAGUCUGCUGCCCAAGCCACCACCACCGCUUGUGUGAGCUGUGGCAACCAGACUGCUUCUGUGUCUGGCUCUUACUCCGCUGCUGCUGCGGCUACCAAAGCUGCCUCGCUCAGCGUAUACGAAGGUGGUGUUGCUGCCGUCAAGGGUGGUCUAGCUGCUGCCGUUCUCGGAGCUGCUGCCGUUCUGUUCUAG
Lachancea lanzarotensis is the source of this 1698-nucleotide messenger RNA. Its product is annotated as LALA0S12e00188g1_1. The transcript has a single exon. NCBI's taxonomy places the organism in Eukaryota, Fungi, Ascomycota, Saccharomycetes, Saccharomycetales, Saccharomycetaceae. The record is from RefSeq and is a predicted model, not a curated record. Bases 1 to 1698 code for a protein of 565 amino acids.